UUAUAGUAUCUUUGGUGUUUGGCGUUUAUGGAGCCGAGAAUAUACGUUAUUUACAAAUUUGUUUGCUAAAAUUGCCUAAUUUGGCUGGAAACAGUGUUUUUAAUAAGUGUUUACAAUCAUACGUGCUAAUAGCCUGAUUGUGGAAAGUCACCAGUUUCGCUCGUAGACGUUUUAGUGACGUGAAGCUUUGUGGCGUCUACCGGCAAGAAGAUUAGACAAGGUGCUGACAUGAAUGGUGUGAGAGCUGGAGACUGGGUGUGCCCAGAUCCAAGCUGUGGCAAUUUGAACUUCGCACGUCGAACAGCUUGCAACAGAUGUGAAAGAGAGAGAGAUGGUGGACCAGGGGGAGGAAGCAGCAGCAGGAGACGGAGGGGUGCUGCACCUGAAAUAGGACGAGCUGCUGCUGAAAAGAGUCGUGGCCUAUUUAGUGCUGAUGACUGGCAAUGUGGCAAAUGUGGAAAUGUAAAUUGGGCUCGCCGCACUGCUUGCAACAUGUGUUCUGCUCCACGUGUAGCUGAUGAAGCUGAAGAACGCACUGGUCUUGGAGGCGGUUACAAUGACCGUGAUGUAGUUGAGUAUGUAGAGCGUGACAGCGAUUCAGAUGGUUAUGAUGAAUUUGGACGUCGUAAGCGCAAGCGCAGGGGAUCCAAUAGAGAUUCCGACAAAGGACGCAGUCGUAGUCCUCAAGAGGAGGAAGACAGACACAAAAAAGGUGAUGAUGAAGAGGAAGAGGAGGAGGAGGAAGAAGAUGAUGAUGAAGAAGAAGAAUCUGGAGAUGAAGGGGACUUAAGUAAAUACGACCUAAGUGAUUGGGGUGUAGACUCCAAGAGGAAGUCACGCUCACGUUCCCGCUCACAUACGCCUGGGCCUCCAAAGAGAAAGAGCCCUGGACGAUCUCGCUCCAGGAGUCCAAUCAAAUCCUCUGAAUCAGUGAAGUGAAGUGUUCCUCUUUGAUACUGUACAGUCUGCAGGAGACUGUGUUCACUGUCUAUACGAGCAGAGGGUUGCAUAGAAUGUUUGUUUCUGGACAAGAUUCAACUUUUAGGUUACAAGAGGUAGUCUUAUUCAGUCUCAUAUUCUGCUUAUUCUGUGAGCAUUCCAUUUUUCUUUUCCCAGAAAUUAGCCAUUGUUAAUUAUUGUUUGGCUUAUGGACUGCAGGAUACUGACUCUCUAUUCUCAUUGCUCAUCUGAAAGCAUUGCAUCUGUUAAAAUGUUAGAGAAAUUGUAAUUAUGUUUUAUUGUUGAUUAUGGAUAGAACCACUUGUUCUAGUUCGGCACCAUUCUUCAUGUGGAGGGCUUAAUGAGAAUAACAAUGCAUGGAAGAAAAUUUAUUUCCAAAGACAUCAUCUCAAAUCCUUCUCAGCCUGAAGGCACUGUGUACUCUGUAAAUAAAUGUACAACCAAUGAUGAACUGUCAGUAUGUUUAAUGAUGAAAUAAUGUGGCGUAAAUUUGAAAAAUCAAGUGCCACUCAGUGUUUUUGUAAUAAAUUUUUAUUUGUAGCAUUAAAUGCUUGUUGGCAUUUCGCUUCUUUUACCUGACGGUCAUUGGUAUAUUGUGAUUUGCUGUCAUAUUUUGUAGUUUAGAAUGCAUCAUUUCUGUUGUAUGCUUCUGAAACGAACUGAUGUAUAAGAAAGAUUGUAUCUAUAUCAAAUAAAUGUGUAUGUGUUGUGAGGAGGAACAAUGAAUGGUGUUAGUUGUUCCCAUUAUUUUUAUUAAAUCUUUGAGCACAUUUUUCAGAAUUUUUGACUUUUCACCCAAAAUAUUUUAUGGAAUAGACCAUUUAAUGAUCUAUCUGUACCUACACAAUGACUUUGCAGAUAAUGGUGUAAUGUGAGAACUGUUGUUGUAAUAAAUCUUACAUUUUUUGUAAUGUAGUAGAAUAAAUAAUAAACUAUAAUAUAUACUGUACAAGUUAAAGUUAUCUGGACUUUGAAUCAAACUACAUGUCAUACAAUUACGAAGCAUCCCAGGUAAUUCCUUUUGUGAG
This is a messenger RNA of Schistocerca cancellata (South American locust), 1988 nucleotides long. Its product is annotated as zinc finger Ran-binding domain-containing protein 2-like. The transcript has 2 exons. Gene Ontology annotation, biological process: RNA processing. The coding region runs from base 229 to 939 and encodes 236 amino acids. The record is from RefSeq and is a predicted model, not a curated record. Lineage: Eukaryota; Metazoa; Arthropoda; Insecta; Orthoptera; Acrididae.